UCGGACCCCACGGCCUCCGAGGACUCAAUGACAAUGGCCUACUCCUCCUUCCAACCUGCGCGGUGCACCGUCUCAUACUGACCACCACUUACUUCAGCCAACCGCUGCAGCACAAGACGACCUGGAUGCACCCCAGAUCCCGUCAGUGGCAUCUUCUGUACUACGUCCUCGUGCGGCGGCGUGAUCAGAAAGACGUGCUGGUGACAAAAGCAAUGCCGGGUGCCGACGGUGAUACCGAUCAUCGUCUCAUUAUCUACAAGAUGCGCAUCUGUCUCCACCCACGCAGGAGACCCCGA
Molecule: messenger RNA, 296 nt
Organism: Dibothriocephalus latus
Lineage: Eukaryota; Metazoa; Platyhelminthes; Cestoda; Diphyllobothriidea; Diphyllobothriidae
Source: the annotation of a GenBank genome assembly